This is a messenger RNA of Polyodon spathula (Mississippi paddlefish), 1919 nucleotides long. It is a transcript of the gene hepacam2, whose product is annotated as HEPACAM family member 2. The transcript is spliced from 9 exons. Lineage: Eukaryota; Metazoa; Chordata; Actinopteri; Acipenseriformes; Polyodontidae. Bases 35 to 1408 code for a protein of 457 amino acids. The record is from RefSeq and is a predicted model, not a curated record.
ACUAGAGGGUGUUUGGAUGGGAUGAGAUGUAUUCAUGGAUCUCUUUCACAGCACGGUUUAUUUUCUCCUAUGUGAAACUCUAGUUGUCUUUAUAGGCACAAGCUCUGCAUUUAUUAGAGUGCCUUUUUCUGCCAUCCAUGGAAUUAAAGGGGAGUCUCUUGUCCUAUUGGUGGAAUACACCUUCCCCACUGAAGGUCGAAAUAUCCAGGGUAACUGGCAGCUGAGGAGAGCGAACAAUACCAUGCAUCUGGUGACAUUCAGAGACAGCUUCCCCAUUCAUGACAUGGCCAUGGAAUCUAUAAACAAAUUUUCCCUUCACCCUCCUAAUGCAUCCCUGUUGAUCAAUAAACUGGAAGACAGUGAAGAUGGUGAAUACACAAUACAAGUCAAUGUAAAAUAUAAAAACUUCGUCAAGACACAGAAUAAAACAAUCCAGGUUACUGUUAAUGUUCCUGUUUCAAAACCAUAUGUCCACAUGGAGCCAGCCUCUGCAGCAGUGGAAGAUGUAGAUAAUGUGACAAUGACCUGCUCUGUUGAAUAUGGCACAAAGGUAGUGUACCACUGGCUACUUGGAGGAAGCCCCAUUCCAGAAAACCCUCGCUAUACCUUUUCUGAAGAUCACAGUAAACUUGUUAUUUCCCUGGCUAAGAAAGGAGACAUUGGCAAAUACAUCUGUGUGGCGAGCAAUCUAGUCAGCAAAAUGUGGAGUGAACCUACUCAGCUAAAUGUUUUCUAUGGACCUUACCACCUGAAGGUGAAUUCGGAUAUAGGACUGCAAGUUCGUCAGGUUUUUACAGUUAAUGCAGGAGAGACUGUCUUGUUCCACUGCUCUGCAGAUUCAAAUCCACCGAACACCUAUGCCUGGAUUCAUAAAGUGAACAAUAUGACAAAGGAAAUCAUGACGGGGCCACGUUUUGUAGUAAAUUCAGGUGAAAUUACUCUGACAAAUGAGUACAUGUGCAGUGCCUACAACAACGUCACCAAGAAACAGGAUGAAACUCAGUUCACAGUCAUAGUAGCCAACUUAGGUAAUGGAAAAGAAAAACUGGCCCAAAAAGCAAGCUUCGUGUCACCUUUAGCAGUCAUAACAACGAUCUCCAUAAUAACAAUUGUGUGCAUGCUUUUUGUCUUUCUAUGGCGGAGAUGCCACCCAAAAAAAGUGAUAAAACAGAUGUACACCAGGCCUUUAAUGGAACAAAAAAGGCCACACCUCUCAGGACAUGAAGAUGCAACAGAUGACUUUGGGAUUUAUGAGUUUAUUACUAUACCUGGGACCUCUGAGCCGACACGGGUGUCAAACAGAUCUUUAUCAAACCUGGAUUCAUUUCAUGGCCCAAAUUCACAUACCACUAUUUAUGAAGUUAUCAGACACGUUCCAGAAGCAUCAUCAACGACGCCUGUGAAGUAACACAUGUUACACAACCAAGCCUAAUUUUCCGCUCAGCCAGUUAUUUCUAAAGAUUGUUUUUUCGUAGGUAUUCGGAGUAUUGCUCAAGGGCUUGGACAGUAAGCUAUUUCUAAUUCUUCAGCAGUUUCCAAAAGCAAAAUGGUUUCCCAUUUUAUUUUUUGAAAAGGAGAAAGUUGGCUUUACAAGACAGACAAUCUCCAUUACCUCGACGUCAAUCUUUUCUGUUAAAUGUUUAAAGGCCAGAAGUCACUGACAAUGCUUUUCCGGUUAUAGCACAUGAAUUUCGAAUACAGGAACUCAGGUUAACAAAGGGUUAACACUGUUAAACUUUUGUUUUGAUUGCACUUAUUGUGAUAAGUUCUUCUACAAUACUUACAUUUACUGUUAUUCUGUUGAACUGCAAAAUUAGUGUAAGUGUAAUUCAUGCAAAUCAGGGAUAAAUACUUUCUAACUGUAGUCGUUUUGGGAUUCAUUCACCACCAUUGUCAUCAACCCCCCCCCCCCCCCCCCC